Messenger RNA from Penicillium lagena, 552 nucleotides. RefSeq names its product putative ADP-ribosylation factor (gene arfA). Gene Ontology annotation, biological process: intracellular protein transport; vesicle-mediated transport. Gene Ontology annotation, molecular function: GTP binding; GTPase activity. The record is from RefSeq and is a predicted model, not a curated record. The coding region runs from base 1 to 552 and encodes 183 amino acids. Gene Ontology annotation, cellular component: plasma membrane; cytoplasm. The transcript has 4 exons. NCBI's taxonomy places the organism in Eukaryota, Fungi, Ascomycota, Eurotiomycetes, Eurotiales, Aspergillaceae.
AUGGGUCUCGCUUUCUCGAAGCUGUUCGAUAGACUAUGGGGUCGCAAGGAGAUGCGAAUUCUGAUGGUUGGUCUGGACGCCGCCGGAAAGACCACCAUCCUGUACAAGCUGAAGCUUGGUGAAAUCGUCACCACCAUUCCCACGAUCGGAUUCAACGUCGAGACCGUCGAGUACAAGAACAUCCAGUUCACCGUGUGGGAUGUCGGUGGUCAGGACAAGAUCCGCCCCCUGUGGCGCCACUACUUCCAGAACACCCAGGGUAUCAUCUUCGUGGUGGACAGCAACGAUCGGGACCGUAUUGUCGAGGCCCGCGAGGAGUUGCAGCGCAUGUUGAACGAGGACGAGCUCCGGGACGCCCUGCUCCUGGUGUUCGCCAACAAGCAAGAUCUGCCGAACGCUAUGAGCCCCGCCGAGAUCACCCAGCAGCUUGGUCUGCAGAGCCUCACCCGCCGCGCCUGGUUCAUCCAAUCCACCUGCGCCACCACGGGUGAUGGUCUGUACGAGGGUCUGGAGUGGCUCGCUGAGACGCUGCGGAAAACGAACCGGGACUAA